Molecule: messenger RNA, 525 nt
Organism: Emiliania huxleyi CCMP1516
Lineage: Eukaryota; Haptophyta; Isochrysidales; Noelaerhabdaceae
Exons: 1
Coding region: 1-525 (174 amino acids)
Source: RefSeq, a predicted model, not a curated record
AUGCCGGGGCCGUACAGCAGCUUGAUGGUGCUUCGCCGGCGUGCGUCCCGGAGCGGUCCCGGACGGGCGGUCCGUGGGAGGAAAACGAGGGACAGCGCCGACGGCGCUCUGAUUCGACUUUUAACUUCAAACAAAGACUGCGGCGCGUGCGACUGUCAGGAGCGGAUCCGUCAGUUAGUCGUGUUGCGUGUAUCGCGCGCCUUGCGGGGGCGGGCGCGGAAAAGAGAUAAGGAGGCGGGCGAGGUGGUAUCACGCGAGGAAGGCGAGGCGAUUUAUCGCGCGACGCUCGAGUCGCUGUUGGCGUCCACCGGGUGGACGCCGCGCGCCGCGGAGGAGAGGGCGCGCGAGGAGCAGCGUGCGCAUGUUCGGCAGAUGCGCUGGGCAAGGGAGCACGGCCGGGGGGAGCCGGUCCGGUGCUUUGACGCGGAGGAGUACGACGAAGGCGACGACGCUUUCGACGCGCUCUUCGACGGGGGCUCGGGGUACGGGUGGGAUUCCCCCUCGGGGGGCGGCGCUUUCUUCUAG